Morchella sextelata is the source of this 1014-nucleotide messenger RNA. RefSeq lists its product as uncharacterized. Gene Ontology annotation, biological process: carbohydrate metabolic process. The transcript has 3 exons. The record is from RefSeq and is a predicted model, not a curated record. NCBI's taxonomy places the organism in Eukaryota, Fungi, Ascomycota, Pezizomycetes, Pezizales, Morchellaceae. Gene Ontology annotation, molecular function: hydrolase activity, hydrolyzing O-glycosyl compounds. The coding region runs from base 1 to 1014 and encodes 337 amino acids.
AUGAAUCCCCAGUUUCCGUCCGCUCAAUUCCUCUGGAUAAUAUUAAGCACCCUAACCAUCAUCCCCUUCACCGCCGCGGUUUGCGAAUGCGGUUACGUCCUCACGACAACUAACCAGUACUUUACCCACACAUUCACCAACAACUUCACUGCCCUCCCCGACACUACUACCGAAACUAAUCUCACCCGCUCCCUCCCCGACUGGGAAAUCCAAGAAUACAAGUUCCCAGCCGAUAAUAAGACCGGUAUACUGGGCCGCCAGAAUGCCAUGAGCUCUGUAUGGGUCAAGGACGGCUUGCUACAUUUGCUGCAGAAAGGAUAUGAGGCCAAUGACACUGGGCCGGUGCAGGUUGCGGAGAUGCAAAGUAUAAACCAAGACUUUUUUCAUGGAAGUUUCAGGGCGAGGUAUAGGGUUGUGCAGGAUGAUGAGAACGAAACCGAUAUUGAAGUUCUUACUAAAGACGGAGACCGCGCAAUUCACUACACAAAUCACCCAGCAUAUGAAGUCGCAACCGACACAUUAGUUCCAGGCGCUGCCUUCACACACCAACUCACCCGCCCAUGGAAUGAGUUCCACGAACACCGCUUCGACUGGUCUGAGGGCCUCUCCGCUUUUUACGUCAACAACGUAAACGUACUCAAUAUCACAAAGAACGUCCCCACUCACGAAGGAAAAUUAAUACUCAACGUCUGGGCCAACAAUGGCAGUUGGUCCGGCCCCCCAUCCUCAAAUGAUGUAUACAUGGAUGUGGAAUAUAUUAUCAUGUAUUAUAAUACCACUGACUCGGCGGCCGGCAACGACGAAGCCUUUAAUCGGGCCUGUGAGUUCGCAGGCGGCAACGAGCAGCGGGGCACAGUGUGCUAUGUGACGGAUCAAGCGGGUAACAGUAGCGUGGAUUCUGUGAUGAGUUUGGAUGCACCUGUAGAAGAUGCGGCGGUAAGAGUAGGAGGGAUUCAGAUGACAACAUUACUAGGUGUAGUAGCGGCUGUUGUGGUGGUAGUAGGGAUCUUGUAG